CUACUGGUGACGCAGUCUUGGCCUGGCACCCAGCUCUCUGUGCCUCAGUUUCCUUGCCUGUAAGGACCAUGGCGGCGUCCCGCAGUCCCUGCGCUGCAGCUCUUCCUGCUGGCCGAGAUCCUGGGCCCAUGGGCAGGGCCUGAGGCGUUCUGCGGAGCAACAUGGGGCCUCUGCAAGUCUGGGGGCCUGCCCCGUGGAGACCAGAGCCGAAAGCCGACGCCCUGGGUCUGGCGCUGUGCCUCCUCCUCCUGAGAUGCCCCCGCAGCGCCCUGGCCCUGCCCCCGUGCAAAGAGGAGGAGUACCCGGUGGGUACUGAGUGCUGCCCCAAGUGCAGCCCAGGUUACCAUGUGAAACACGCCUGUGGGGAGCUGACGGGCACUGUGUGUGUGCCCUGCCCCCCGAGGACCUACACCGCCCACUACAAUGGCCUGAGCGAGUGUCUGCCGUGCCGAGUCUGUGACCCAGCGAUGGGCCUGGUCACCAGGCAGAGGUGCUCCAGCACAGAGGACAGCAUGUGUGGUUGUAGCCAAGGCCACUUCUGCAUUACAGAGGAUGGAGACCACUGCACUGCAUGCUGGCCCCACACCAUCUGCCGCCCGGGACAGAAGGUGCUGAAGAGAGGCACCGAGAGGCAGGACACGGUGUGUCAGGACUGCCCAGUGGGGACCUUCUCUCUCGCUGGGGACCAAGAGGAAUGUCAGCCCUGGACCAGGUGCAGUGGAUGACUAGUGACAGAAGCAGAACCUGGGACCAGCAGCUCAGACGCCACCUGCUCCUCCUCCUGGGUGCUGUAUCUUGUGGGUGUCCUUGUCAUUGCUGUUCUUCUUGGCACCCUUGGCCUGACCUGGAAGUGGGUGAAAAGGAAAAGGCUGCCAGACAAUGUGGUCCGGGCGAUGGUCUCUUUCCAGGGCAAGAGACGGGAGACUACAGAAGCCGAGGCCACGGUCACUCAGGCUCAGCAGUCCCCGCCAGACGUCACCACAGUGGCUGUGGAGGAGACGGCACCCAUAUUCGCUAUGAGGGACCAGAACCGCUGAUGAACAGGCUCUGGUACUAGACGUCUGAAACAUCUCAGGCUACACCUGCUGAAAGUGCUGUCCACCUGCCGAGACCUUGGGAGCCAGGGGAGCUGUGCCACCUGCUCUGGGCUUGCUUCAGCCUCCUGUCUGCAGAGGGAAAGAUGGGGACACUGCCUAGAGGGUGUAGACAUCCCGUGCCGUCUCCAUCAGUUAAAUAAGGGCCCAGAGCCCUCCCCUCACCCCCCAGGGCUGCCUGAGGAGCCCCAGGGCUCCUUCCAAGGUGCCCGUACUGUGAAGACAACAACAGCCACAUUUGCCUCCUCCCAGCCAGCCCUCUGCCUCUCCUCAGUCCUGCUGAGCGGGCUUUUCUGCAGGACGGCCUGUGGGCACUACCUCCCAGGGCUGGGACUAGACUAGGUGGGCCAUGGAUGUGGCAUUAAAUGAGUGUUCUCAUUUUUGUACUUGUAAUAAACAAGUGUAUUGCAGCAAGAUCCUUUGAGACUGUGCAGCUAUUGUGUUCCUCGUCACACUCUUAUGCACUGGUGAUUCUUGCCUGAACGGUGACUGCAUGACAGUCGCUGUGAUUCCGUCUUCUUUCCACCCUAGUUAGCGGGCAUGCCACUGAAGGGGAGCUGCCCUGUUAACGUGUUUCUGUAUGUAUUUAUUCACUUACUGAUUUUGCUUGUUGGAUUCUGAUUCAUCACUGUCGUUACUUAUCGUCCACGGGUUUUCUGUGGGCAUCCCUGUCCCUUCCAGCAGGUUCUGGGAUUCUUUGAUAUACACCCACCCAUUGUAGAUACAAAUAUAACUGUAGACACAGAUACGUGUGCACAGAUGGAUUGAUAAAGAUCUAAGAAUGACUUCACACCUAUGUCUGCAAUUCCAGACCAACGUGACCACGUGCAUUCUAGAUGCCUCUUUCUGCCGGUGUAACUCCCCGCCUGGCAGAUGCCUGUCCCCUCACUUGCUCAGCCCUGGCAGACAAAGAGAGCAGUCUCAGAACAGCUGCCAUGUGAGAAUCCCGCCAGCCAGUCGGGUUCAGUAUUUGUUUUCAGUUCUUUCUUUCAUUAGGUGUAGGGUUUGUAAACCAAAUACUGUGGAAAGUUCCAUGGGUUAGUUUUUAUCUUUUUCUUUUUAGUGUGGUUGUUUUAUUCUUUGCA
Cynocephalus volans (Philippine flying lemur) is the source of this 2179-nucleotide messenger RNA. RefSeq names its product TNF receptor superfamily member 14 (gene TNFRSF14). Gene Ontology annotation, biological process: defense response to Gram-negative bacterium; negative regulation of alpha-beta T cell proliferation; positive regulation of peptidyl-tyrosine phosphorylation. The transcript is spliced from 9 exons. The record is from RefSeq and is a predicted model, not a curated record. Gene Ontology annotation, cellular component: external side of plasma membrane. Gene Ontology annotation, molecular function: protein binding. Lineage: Eukaryota; Metazoa; Chordata; Mammalia; Dermoptera; Cynocephalidae.